Conger conger (European conger) is the source of this 1412-nucleotide messenger RNA. RefSeq names its product CXADR-like membrane protein. The transcript is spliced from 7 exons. The record is from RefSeq and is a predicted model, not a curated record. Lineage: Eukaryota; Metazoa; Chordata; Actinopteri; Anguilliformes; Congridae. Gene Ontology annotation, cellular component: cytoplasmic microtubule; membrane; cell surface. Bases 189 to 1412 code for a protein of 407 amino acids.
UCGAGGCGAACUUUGAUUUACCAGGCACUCUGAUGGAGACGAAGAACAGAAACCCCUACGUAUCUGGAUGAAUAGCGGGACGUUUAAAGAAUGUAAGAUGUGCAGCCGAGGGAUUCAGUUAAAUGUGUAGAUCAAUUUCAGUUUGUCCGAAUAUCCCCUGGUCUGUUCCAGCGUGACUGUACACUUCAAUGACUUCAGUAAGAAGAUAUUCUUAUCCUCAUACCUGUGUGGGAUUUUCAGCCGAAAUGGGAGUCGUGAUGUCUGCUGUACUUCGUUCCUUGUUUCUAGUUCUGCUGGGCCAGAUGAGCGUGGGCGCCCAGACGGAGAUGAAGAAGGUCGUCGGGGACAACGCCACGUUGCCGUGCCACCACCAGUUCUGGCAGGCGGAGGACACAAACCUGGACAUCGAGUGGCUGCUGCAGAAGCCCAACUCCAAGCAGAGAGUGGUCUUCACCUACUUCGGGGCCAGGGUGUACGACCCCAGCGGGUACGACCCCGGCCGGCUGGCCUUCGCGGGAGACUACAUGAAAGGGGACGCCUCGCUGCUCAUCAACGACCUCAUGCUGACGGACUCCGGGGAGUACAGCUGCAAGGUGAAGACCCGGGGGAAGUACCAGUGGGCCUCCGUCAACCUCAUAGUCCUGGUCAAGCCCUCCAAGCCCCGGUGCUGGAUGGAGGGUCGUCUCCUGGAGGGCAGUGACGUGAAGCUGAGCUGCCGGUCCGCUGAUGGGUCCGAUCCCAUCCAGUACAAGUGGGAGCGGGUUCUGGACAAGGGUCGCCUCAUGGGCAGACUGCCGCCCCUGGCACUCAUCGAUUUGAAGAACCCUGAGAUCGUCACCCUCAGGAACCUGACUCACGAUAGCGCGGGCGUCUACAAGUGCACGGCGAGCAACGACGUGGGCGAGGAGAGCUGCAUCAUCGAGGUCACCAUGCACUAUGUCCGUGGAGUGGGCGUGGUGGCGGGUGCCGUGGUGGGCGUGUCCUUCGGGGUCCUCCUCAUCAUCCUCAUCGUGUGGCUCGUCCUUCGCAAGAAGGAGAAGAAGAAGUACGAGGAAGAGGAGACGCCCAAUGAGAUCAGAGAGGACGCGGAGGCCCCCAAGGCCAAGCUGGUGAAGCCCAACUCCCUCUCCUCCUCCCGGUCCGGGAGCUCCCGCUCGGGAACCUCCUCCACGCAGUCCAUGGUGCACACCAGCGCCCCCCGCGGGCCCCGGCCCCGCCCGCCCGCCCCGGCCGCGCUCAAGGAGAACGGGCAGCCCCCCGGCUUCCCCCAGACCCCCCCGGCCUACACGCAGGUGGCCCCCAAGACCCCCGAGCCCGCAGGAACCCCAAAACUCAGCCCCGGGAACCUGACCAGGAUGGGGGCCACGCCCGUCAUGAUCCCAGCCCAGACCAAGGCCUUCCAGACUGUGUAG